Molecule: messenger RNA, 2323 nt
Organism: Parasteatoda tepidariorum (common house spider)
Lineage: Eukaryota; Metazoa; Arthropoda; Arachnida; Araneae; Theridiidae
Source: RefSeq, a predicted model, not a curated record
CUUACAUGAUAUCGAAUUGCAUAUUCCUAAAGGCAAAUUGGUUGCUGUUAUUGGAUCCGUGGGAUCGGGUAAAUCAUCAUUACUAUCAGCAUUGCUGGGAGAUAUCAAUACAACGGAUGGAUCCGUAGAUAUAAAAGGUAGCUUGGCUUACGUUCCACAACAAGCCUGGAUUUUAAAUCGCACAGUUAAAGAAAAUAUUUUGAUAAUGAAACACUUAGUUGAAGAAAAAUACGAUAAGGUGUUAGAUCUUUGCUGUUUGAGGCCUGAUUUGGAAAUUUUGCCUGCUGGUGACAACACAGAAAUUGGGGAAAAGGGAGUAAAUUUGAGUGGCGGUCAAAAACAGCGUGUCAGUUUGGCACGUGCUGUAUAUCAAGACAAAGAUAUUUUCCUUCUGGAUGACACACUCAGUGCAGUAGAUGUUCACGUUCGCAAAGCAUUAUUUGAUGACAUCAUUGGAAACGAUGGAUUACUGAGAAAAAAAACCAGAAUUCUUGUUACCCAUGAUGUCUCAAUGCUGCAUAAAGUGGAUAUAAUUAUAAGCAUGAAGGAUGGUAGAAUCGAAGAAGUUGGCUCUUAUCAAGAUUUGUUAAGUCAAAAUAAAUCUUUCACUGAUUUUAUUCAAGAACACACUAGCCAAAAGAAUUUAGAGGAAAAUACAGAUGAAAAUAAAAAAAUGCUCUGCAGGUACAUAUCAACAGAUUCAACUUCCUCCAAAAAUUCAGAAGAUGGCUUGAAUAAGGAUCAAAAAUUAAAUCCAUUUGACGCCAUCGAAACAGAAAAAACGUAUCGAUUGAUUGAAGAUGAGAGAAUGGUAGUUGGAAAAGUACAUCGCCAUGUGUAUUGGACUUAUAUGAAGAACAUGAGUUGCCCUUUAUGGGUUAUAACUGUAUUUGGAUUUUUGUGCUACGUUAUAAUGGAGACCUACGGCAAUAUUUGGUUAGGAAAAUGGACAUCUGAUAACGGAGUGAAUGGAACACAUAGUAUUUCCACCUCUACGUAUAGAUUGGAAAUUUAUAGUGCAUUGGGAUUAGGACAAGCUAUUUUCAUCAUCGUCGGAAGCUUGUCUUUAGCAUAUGGAGUGAUUACAGCUGCUGGUCGAUUUCAUAAUAAAAUGCUGAAUAGCCUUAUAAAAUCUCCGAUGUCUUUUUUCGAUAGCACACCAAUGGGAAGAAUUACGAACAGGUUCAGUUCUGAUUUGGAUGUUAUAGAUACUGAAAUUUAUAGUCAAAUUGAAAGUUGGCUGAACUGCAUCCUAUACGCUUUUGCCUCCUUUUACAUGAUUGGAAGAAAUGCUCCCAUUUUUCUGGCUUCACUUCCUCCUCUGGGCAUUAUUUACUACAUAUUUCUCAAACUGCAUCUGAACACUUAUCGUCAAAUCAGAAGACUGGAAUCGACAACAAAAUCUCCCAUCUACAGUCAGCUGUUGGAAUCCAUACAAGGAGUGUCUUCAAUUGGCGCUUACAAGGUGCAAGAAGAAUUCAUUGAAAGUUUUGAAAGGAAACUGAACAAUCAUAUGGUUUGUUUUUGUUCCACCAUAGGAAGUAAGAGGUGGUUUAAUUUUUGGCUCAAUAUGCUUGGCAGUAUCAUUGUGUUUAUUUCAAUUUUCCUGGCUGUUAAUAACCGUCAUAACUUGACUGCUGCUGAUAUCGGAUUAAUGAUAACUUACACUUUAAAUAUCACAGACGCUAUAAAAUGGUUCAUAAGAAAUAGCUGUCAUCUUGAAGAUAAAUCUAUUUCCGUUGAAAGAGUUGAUGAAUACUGCAAACUUGAUUCCGAAGUCGGCAUUAUAGGACGUACUGGUGCAGGAAAAUCAUCAAUCACCAUGGGUUUGUUUAGAAUUAUAGAGCCCGUGACAGGAACGAUAUUCAUCGACGAUGUGGAUAUUUCUAAAAUGGGUUUGCACAAAUUGAGAUCAAAAUUGACUAUAAUUCCUCAGGAUCCAGUUCUCUUCACGGGUACCUUAAGAUCUAAUUUAGAUCCCAGCAAUGAAUACAGCGAUGACGCAUUGUGGCAAAGUUUGGAAAGAUCUCACUUAAAGUCAUUUGUGACAACUCUGGAUGAUGGUUUGAAUCAUAACGUUGAAGAGAAUGGUGGAAAUCUGAGUGCCGGACAAAAACAACUGGUGUGCUUAGCUCGAGCACUUUUGAAAAACACGAAAAUUUUAGUUCUGGAUGAAGCAACAGCCUCGGUUGACAUACAGACAGACAACUUCAUUCAAAACACAAUACGCACAGCAUUUGCAAAGAGUACAGUUAUUACAAUAGCACAUAGGCUAAACACUGUACUAGACUACGACAAGUAGGUAUACUCUGUUUAAUAAGAA